GUUCACUCGCACUGCGUGGGCGUGCGCGCAGGCAUCGUGGUGUGCUACGCCUGCGUGCACGACUUUGACGCAGCCCGUGCGCAGGCGCGCUUCCGGGCAUCUGCCCAGGGCCUGGGCCGUGCCAUGGGCUGCGGCGGCGCGUUGGCAGGCCAGGCGAUCGGAGCAGCUGCGACGGGCGCGCUGGGCGGCGCUGCGCGGCUCGCGAUAGGGGAGUACGACAUCUCCGACGCUGGGUCCGGCCGCGAGGUGCCCACGCACGGCGAGUCUGGACAGGACGUGUCCUCAGAGCUUCUUGCAGAGCUCAGGUCCACGCGUGCAGAGAUGAGGGCGCUGCGCGCUGAGAAUGAGCAGCUGCGCGCCGAAGCUGCGAGCGCCGUGUCCGCGCGUUCAGGGGCCUCUGUCAGCCCUGAGGCCUUCGGGGCAGGUGGUGGAGUCGACGUCCAGCAGGGGCAUGGCGCCACAGACAUCGACGAGCUCUACGACCAGGUGGCUGCGGCAGCUGCGACGACCCUCCUGGACUUCGUGGUGAUCGAGGUCGUGAUGAUGGGCGUAAAGAUCAGCAGGAUGGAGGGGGCGAUGAAACUGUUGGAGGUGCUCCCCAACAGCCGCCUCAAGCAGGUGCUGCCGGAACAGGCUCGGGCGGCAGGCCAGGGCCGAUCCAGGGUUCGAGCGGCGACCCUGGCGCAGCAGGCAGCGGCCCUGCUGGCAGCUACCCAAGGUCCGCGGCCCCAGGAGGCGGACUCGGACCAAGUGGAUUUCCUCACGGAUUCGGUGGGCCCGGCGCCCCAGGAGGCGGGUUCGGGCCAAGUGGGCAGCCUCGCGGCUUUGGUGGACCUGGGGGCCCUGGCGGUGGAGGCUUCGGAGGACCAGGAGAACGUGCUGGCCAGGAUCAAGGCCUCCGACUUGCCCGUGCUGACCUUCGGCAAGGGGUGCAGUGCGGGCCAGAAGGCGGCCAUCUUCGACAGGUGGCUGCAGCGGAUCACCCUCGACCUGGGGGGCCUCCAUCAUUUGAUCGAGGCUUACUGGGCACGCGUGGUAGCGGUGGUCAGCGAGGCUCAUCGCAGCUACCUGUCCCAUGGCCCCCUGCAGCGCCCGGGGAUUCGGCCAUCCCAGCUGGUGAUUUGGAUCGCGGCGGAGGCUGAGGCGAUCAACUUUAGCAGUUGUGAGCUUCGCCUUCGAAGUCUUCUUCUCCACCUCAUGCCUGCUGGCGUCACGUCGCAGUGCCUUGCGACGAGGAUGACUUCGACCGUGGACAUCCUGUUCGGCGCCUUCGUGGAGGCAGGGCCCGGGACCUCUGCCGACAAGGACUACACCCUCGACGCGGUCUCGAAGGGGCGCGCCGUCGAGAAGCAGAACACCUGCGAGGAGCUACAGCGCUGGAUGCUGAACGUCACGCGGUUGGCCUCCCUCGGCGUGAACGCGCCGGACCCUUCGGUGCAGCUCACGACCUUGAAGACGAUCGUGGCGAAGAUGGUGGAGAGCGACCAGGAGGUGAAGCACAGGUACUAUGGCUUCCUCGUGUUCCAUGGUCUCUCCGGCGGCGUCUGCACGCAGGCGCAGGUUGACGAAUUGUGGCGCUACCUCAGCGCCGAAGCCCGCGAGUUCGCAGGUGGUGCGAGCAGCGAGGGUAGCAAGAGCGAGGCAGCUCGA
This is a messenger RNA of Prorocentrum cordatum, 1650 nucleotides long. NCBI's taxonomy places the organism in Eukaryota, Dinophyceae, Prorocentrales, Prorocentraceae. The record is from the annotation of a GenBank genome assembly.